Oxyura jamaicensis (ruddy duck) is the source of this 2580-nucleotide messenger RNA. It is a transcript of the gene GUF1, whose product is annotated as GUF1 homolog, GTPase. Gene Ontology annotation, biological process: positive regulation of translation. Lineage: Eukaryota; Metazoa; Chordata; Aves; Anseriformes; Anatidae. Bases 104 to 2086 code for a protein of 660 amino acids. Gene Ontology annotation, molecular function: mitochondrial ribosome binding; GTPase activity; GTP binding. The transcript has 17 exons. The record is from RefSeq and is a predicted model, not a curated record. Gene Ontology annotation, cellular component: mitochondrion.
CUGCGGGGCCGCCAGGAGCCGCGGCGCUGAGGGCAGCGAUCGGAGGCGGGCCGCCAUGGGGGUUGAGGCCGCGCCGUGAGGGGCUGAGCCAGCGGCAGGCGCCAUGGCUCUGGGCAGCAGGGCGGCCUUGUGGUGGGCCCGACUGCUUGGUCCCGGCCCCGCUGCCGCCCUGCGGGGUCCUCCGGUGUGGCUAGCCGCGGGGAUUGUGGCGUGCCGGCGGCCCUAUAGCUCCGGCGGCAAGGAAAAAAUAGAUAUGUCAACAUAUCCUGUGGAAAGCAUAAGAAACUUCAGUAUUAUAGCUCACGUAGACCAUGGCAAAAGUACACUAGCAGACAGACUGCUGGAAAUUACAGGAACGAUUGCUAAAACUGACCGUAAUAAACAAGUGCUGGAUAAGUUGCAAGUGGAACGUGAAAGGGGAAUUACAGUUAAAGCACAAUCUGCAUCUCUCUUUUACAAUCAUGAAGGAGUAAACUACCUCUUAAACCUUAUUGACACGCCAGGCCAUGUAGAUUUCAACUAUGAAGUAUCCCGGUCACUGUCUGCCUGUCAAGGUGUUAUACUUGUAGUGGAUGCAAAUGAGGGUAUUCAAGCUCAGACGGUGGCAAACUUCUAUCUUGCUUUUGAAGCACAACUUGCAAUAAUUCCUGUCAUAAACAAGAUUGAUUUGAAGAAUGCAGACCCUGAAAGAGUUGAAAAACAAAUUGAGAAACUGUUCGAUAUCCCUGUUAAUGAAUGCAUAAGGAUUUCUGCUAAACAAGGGACAAACAUUGAAAAAGUUCUUGAAAAGGUCAUUGAGAAGAUUCCACCACCCCAUUUUAAUACUACUGAUCCGUUGAAAGCUUUAGUAUUUGAUUCCACCUUUGACCAUUACCGAGGUGUCAUAGCUAACAUUGCUCUCUUUGGCGGAGAGAUUCAGAAAGGGCAUAAAAUUGUUUCUGCACACACAAAGAAAAGAUAUGAAGUUAAUGAAGUAGGAAUUCUGACUCCAAAUGAACAGCCAACAGAUAAACUAUAUGCAGGACAGGUGGGCUACCUGAUUGCUGGAAUGAAAGAAGUAACAGAAGCCCAAAUAGGAGACACACUGUUUAUGCAUAAACAGCCAGUGGAGCCUUUGCCUGGCUUUAAGUCAGCGAAGCCAAUGGUUUUUGCAGGAAUGUAUCCUGCAGAUCAAACAGAGUAUAAUAAUCUAAAGAGUGCUUUGGAAAGGCUGACAUUGAAUGAUUCCAGUGUGACAGUUCAUCGUGACAGUAGCCUUGCCUUAGGAGCUGGAUGGAGAUUGGGUUUUCUUGGUCUUUUACAUAUGGAAGUUUUUAAUCAACGUUUGGAGCAAGAAUAUAAUAUGUCUGUUAUUUUGACUGCACCUACUGUCCCAUAUAAAGCUAUUCUUUCUUCAGCAAAGUUGAUAAAGGAGUAUGGUAAAGCAGAGAUUACCAUUAUCAGCCCUGCUCAGUUUCCUGAUAAACUUUCAGUAUCUGAAUAUUUGGAGCCAACUGUUCUUGGUACUAUUGUAACGCCUCAAGAAUAUAUUGGGAAAAUAAUUGUUUUGUGUCAGGACCGUAGAGCAGUCCAGAAAGAUAUGCUGUAUAUUGAUGAACACAGGGUUAUGCUAAAAUACCUCUUUCCACUGAAUGAAAUUGUGGUGGAUUUUUAUGAUGCUCUUAAGUCUCUGUCUUCUGGUUAUGCAAGUUUUGAUUAUGAAGAUGCAGGAUACCAGGCAGCAGACCUUAUCAAAAUGGAUAUUCUUCUAAAUGGAAAUCCAGUUGAAGAACUGGCAACUAUCAUACACAGUGAUAAAGCUUACACUACUGGUAAAUUCCUGUGCGAACGUUUAAAGGAUGCUAUACCUAGACAAUUGUUUGAAAUAGCCAUUCAGGCUGCUAUUGGCAAGAAAAUAAUUGCAAGAGAAACACUGAAAGCUUACAGAAAAAAUGUUGUGGCAAAAUGUUAUGGUGGAGACAUUACAAGAAGAAUGAAGCUUUUAAAAAGGCAGGCAGAGGGGAAGAAGUUAAUGAGGAAAAUUGGCAAUGUGGAAGUACCAAGAGAUGCCUUUAUACGUGUUUUAAAGAGACAGCCUGACAAAUAGAUCACUGACAUGCAGCUGAUUAUUGUUUUCUUACAGACAUCAGCAUACUUGAAUUAAUAGGUAAUUUAUCACUGAGUGAUUAACUUUUAUAAUUUGCCUUAAAAUGAUGUAAAUGUAAAUAUAUAUGGGAACAUAAGCUUUGUACUUAACAUAUUCAGACUGUUGUAGAUUAUCAUGAAGUUAGUUUCAUUUUACUUCAUUGAAUCUAAAAAUUAUAAUUGUACCUUCACCCAAGUUUGAUACUCUUUAAUACUUGCCUUUGUAUGAUAAAACAGGAAAAAUGUGGCAAAAAGUUUGUUUAAAAUAAUUUAAAGGUAGGGAUUUAAAAAAAAAAAUGUUGCCACAAAAAUACCAUGUUACUUCUUUUACUUGCUAAAGUUGCUCUUUUCAGGAGAUCACAGCAAUAAAAGCUACUUAUAGCUUUCUCCAAUAAUACUGAUUCAGGCCUUAAAGACUUCCUUCUGGACAUGUCCUAAUAAAAUGUUCAUGCUAGU